UUCUUUAAUGACCCUUGAAAGAUUAUUAUGCUUGUUGCGACAGGAUUUAUACAUAAGCAGAUAUAUUAAAAUUGCAUUAGAUUAAGGCCAUUUAAUUCAAACUAAUAUGAAAUAGGAGAGGCUAUUUUGUUUUACUGCAGACAAGUAUUCCAGCUUAUUGGCUCAGACUGAACUGUUUUUUACAGGUGCCAGCCUGUUAAGAAAUGAAUGAACUGAAGUCUAAAUUCCAGUGUACCCCACCAGCAACCUUACAAAUUCCUGCAGAAGUUGCAACCUCCAGGUUCUACACUUCACUCGCUGAUGACUUUGAUGUACAAAUAGCCAACCUGGUGGAAGUGUUUUUGGUUGAAAUUUAUAGGUGCAAGGUAUGCCAGUUUACUAGCAGUCUGAAAAAUAAAAUGUGUCUUCACGUGUCUGAUGUUCACCAGCUAGACCAACUAAACUUCCUGUCUAGAGACUUGGAAAUAAACACUGAUCAAGAAGAAAAUGAUUCUUAUGGCAUUGGAGAGGAUAUUACUCAAGAAAACAAAGAGAAUGAGGAGAACCUGGAAAAAAUGCCCUUCUUGUUGCCUGUCUAUAGAAUGCUGAACACAAUGAGCCCAGAUUCAUGUGAUAUGAGCAUUGGCGAUCAGUGUGACAAUGCAAACUUGACCAAUACAAGUGAAGUGAAUUCACUCUUUGGAGAGGAGCCCUCUCCUUUCCAGCUAGACGAGUCUGCUACUGUGGGAUCAGUUCCUCCUUCCGAUACUACAAACUCUCCAACAUCCAGAAAAAGUAAAGACGAGGAAGAUGCUCAGUGUGAGCAUCUCUUGUCACUUGGCCUUUGCAGAAUCUCCAAUAUCAAGACACAUUCUUCAUCAUCUGGAACAGAGGCCUCAAAAAUCAGACUGAAAAGGAGACACAGUAAAGUUACAAAAGAUGAAGAUUUUGCCCAAAUAGGAAGGAGUAUGGAAAAAGGCAUUAAUGACAAAAAAGGGUAUUUGUGUGGAAUUUGUCUGCUACAGCUAAAAUCAAAAGACUGUUACAGAGUGCAUAUGCAGUGUCACAGAAAGGAAGGAGGUUUUAACUGUUUGCAUUGUAACUGCUAUAUAUUGGAAUGGAGUGCAAUGGAAAAGCACUUAAACACUCACAAGAGUAUAAAAAUGAGUUAUAAUUGCCAGGUGUGCAAGAAACAUUUUUUGAAACGCAGAACCUGGAAAGCACAUAUGAGAAUCCAUAACACAAAAAAGGAUGCCUUCUUCUGCACAAAAUGCCCUUCCUCUUUUGAAACAGAACAUAUCAGAAAUUUGCACCUGAGUUGCCAUCAUGAAGAUGGGUUUAAAUGUUGGCAAUGUGGAUUUGUUGAUCAUGAAUGGAGCAACAUCUAUAAACAUCUGUGCGUUCAUGACAGCAGUCUUCAGCCCUAUUUAUGUAGUACGUGCAACCAAAGAUUUUACAGAGAGGCACAGCUAAAAGCACACUUGGCCAAACAUAAAAAACGUGGGUCUGUCUCAUGCCCACUUUGUGAGCAAACAUUUACGAGCAACUAUCAAAUGAACAGACAUCAAAAACAUGUCCAUCACAAACAGAAGACCAGAGAAAGUGUUAAGAAAAAGAAAACAGAAGAUCACAUAGUUGCUGUUGAGGCCAGUGUUUCUGCCAAGCCACUGAAAAUUCCAGUCAGAGAAUUCACCUGUAAUAUUUGCAGCAGGAAGUGUUCUUCUAAGCUGGCAUUACAGAGGCACAUGGGAGUGCAUGCUGGAGACAAACCAUUUCAGUGCCAACAAUGCGAGUAUAAAACUAGACUAAAGGCUUCAUUAAUACAGCAUAUGAGGGUUCAUACUGGGGAGAAGCCAUUUAAAUGUAAGUUAUGCUCAUAUGCCUCAAUAGAUGCCAGUUCUUUGCGCCGACAUAUCAGAACCCACACCAGUGAGAAGCCUUAUAAAUGUCAGCAGUGUUCAUAUAGCUGUAUACAGAAGAAAAGUCUUGAUCUGCAUGUUCGGCGUCACCACACAGGGGAGAUGUUUGAGUGCAGCUUUUGCCACUAUUCAUCCCCUGACAAACAGUUACUGCAGAAGCAUACAAAGAAGCAUCAUGUCACAGAGCACUCCAAAAGCAUCAUCAGUAGACUUGCCACCAGCUGACCAUGCCUAUUUUGGUGCACUUUAAAGAAUCUAAUUUUUAAAAAGCAAAUGAGAAACACACAUCCAUGCCACAAAAUCUUGAUACAUAUUAAUUUAAAAACAAAAUGAUGUCCAUAGAAGCAUGGACAUAGGAUGGACUAUGCAUGUGUUCAUUUUCAAACAAGGAAGUUCGCUUUAAUUAUUUCUAGAUGAAAGUAAUUAGAUAAUUUUGCAGUUUUUCUGGUUAUUGAAUUUGUUUUACCUUUUGUCAAAACCUUAAAUGCUGAUUGGUUGCUAUAGCCAUUUGCAUUAGCAACCAGAAAGCAGAAUGAUUGUCAAUCUACAUUUUAUGAUUAUUAUUUUUUAUUUGUUUUAUAAUGACCCUUUCAAAUUGCUCUACCAGUCUGUUUUAAAGAUUUCUGCCUGGUUGCUAUGUUACAUUAGGUUGCAUUACAAUAGGUUGAUAUAUAUUUAUUCAUAUAGCUUUUACUGUGAUAGAUUUAGCCUAAUGGCUGAAAUAUGUUUUUAGCAAACUUCAUUUCUCUUUGGCGGCAAUGUAAGUCAGGCUGUAACCUGCUUUUCCUGACGCAAGCAGACAGCAGCCCAUUAUGCAGCAUUGGUUAAAAGAAUUGCAGAUGGAAGGUCAAGCAAAAAAAACAAAACAUUUUUUUUAAUUAAAAUAGUUAUUCCGUAGAUUCUAGGUAUUGGAAGAAAGGUGUCAGUAUCCCAGCAAUAUACAAUUAUUUUCAGCAGCAAUGUUGGAAAAAAGUAAAAAUAUCUUAUUGAUGCCAGGCAUGCUUUAAUAUAAUUUAAAUAAUUUAAGGAUCUUUUUAAUCCAUAUGUUCAUACUGGAAGAUUAAACACUGAAAAUCAUUUGGUUGGUUGUUAGUGCACAGACGAGUCAUUCAUUUUAUAAGGCAAGCAGGAUAAAAAAGACACACAUUCACAAUUCCCUUUGUAACAUUAAAGGUUAGGUUUAGAAAAUAGAAAUUCCUGUGUAUGUGUUUAAUGCCCCAAGUAUAAAAGCACAUGUAAAAAAAUAACUUUGAAAGUUACCAUCCAGUGUGUUUAAUUACCCAUCCCCAACCCUACUGUAUAUAUUUACUUUCUGUUCUUUGAACAGAACACAGUGUGGAACAAUGUCAUAGGCCUGUUUCCAGACAGGCUUCCUUUAUUGCUGCUUAUUAGUGUGAAAACUGAAUGAAAAGUUUCAAGCA
Molecule: messenger RNA, 3319 nt
Organism: Xenopus tropicalis (tropical clawed frog)
Lineage: Eukaryota; Metazoa; Chordata; Amphibia; Anura; Pipidae
Source: RefSeq, a predicted model, not a curated record